ACAGUUCCUGAGGUCUGAGACUCAUCCAGUCUUCUUUGUACAACCAUGACCCAGCAGUUCUGGGGUCCCUGUCUUUUCUCAUUGUUUAUGGCUGUAUUGGCUCAGGAGACACUGGAUCCUCAAAAAUCAAAGGUGGAUUGCAACAAAGGGGUGGCUGGCACCGUCUAUGAGUACGGAGCCAACACCUUAGAUGGUGGGGAGUAUGUCCAGUUCCAGCAGUAUGCAGGAAAGCACAUCCUCUUUGUCAACGUGGCGUCCUUCUGUGGCCUGACAGCUACGUACCCUGAACUGAACACAUUGCAGGAGGAGCUGAGACCAUUCAAUGUCAGUGUUUUGGGCUUUCCAUGCAACCAGUUUGGAAAACAAGAACCUGGAAAGAACUCAGAGAUCCUCCUUGGACUCAAAUAUGUUCGCCCAGGCGGUGGCUUUGUUCCCAAUUUCCAGCUCUUUGAGAAGGGGGAUGUGAACGGAGACAAUGAACAAAAGGUUUUUUCUUUCCUAAAGAGCUCCUGCCCUCCCACCUCUGAACUUCUUGGCUCUCCAGAACAUCUCUUCUGGGAUCCCAUGAAGGUCCAUGACAUUCGCUGGAACUUUGAGAAGUUCCUGGUGGGACCGGAUGGAGCCCCUGUCAUGCGCUGGUUCCACCAGACUCCUGUCAGAGUUGUCCAGUCAGACAUCAUGGAGUACCUAAACCAAACCCGUACCCAGUAGGAUGUUUUACAAAUAGUGCCUUUGCUCCACCCCUUCACCAGCCUCCAUAUGAUCAAAGCCUGCAACACUACUUGUGUCCUUACUAAUGUGUGUACAAACAGAAGUUUAUUUGUGGUAGGCAUAUGCAUGCAUUGGAAAUUAAGUUAAAAAAAAACAAUUAUCCACCCAGAUAUCUGACUCUCAUAUAUCUAGUUUCCCUAAUCUAGUCCAAAAGAAAGUCAUAUUUUGGCAAUGAUGAUCCAGACAAUUCCAUAUAUCUAAAAAGUGAUCUACCAAGACCCUAAUCUAUCAUUCACAGCACUGGUGGGUUAAAAGAAGUGGGAACGGGUGGCCAGAUCCUCUGGGUCCCAGUAUCUUCUCCUCCCAAGCUGGGCAUGCUUUGUCAAGCUCUCCUUCUGUUUAGCUCCUUAGUACAACACUGACCCAUAGUUAUCUUAGG
Messenger RNA from Rattus norvegicus (Norway rat), 1150 nucleotides. It is a transcript of the gene Gpx6, whose product is annotated as glutathione peroxidase 6. Gene Ontology annotation, cellular component: extracellular region. Gene Ontology annotation, molecular function: peroxidase activity; glutathione peroxidase activity. Lineage: Eukaryota; Metazoa; Chordata; Mammalia; Rodentia; Muridae. Gene Ontology annotation, biological process: cellular oxidant detoxification; response to oxidative stress. The transcript has 5 exons. Bases 46 to 711 code for a protein of 221 amino acids. The record is from RefSeq and is marked reviewed.